GUCUUGUCCACGGUGGAAACGGAAGCACAACCCAGACAUUGUACUCGCGGGAAAAAUGGCGGAAAUGUGUGUUUUUUUCACGCUAUUAACAUCAGCAUUUCAAAACAUUGCCUCAUAAGCCUCCAUCCUGCGUCUGUCGGCAUGUGUGAGUACACAAUUGUACGGAGUGUUUCAGUGAGUCACAGCUGUGUCUUUAUGUGUAAGGUGCUGUGUUUACAGAGGAAUGCAAAAUGCAGAAAGAUUCAGUGCACAUGACAUGCAAGCAGGCUGCCACUCAAGACACCCCGGUGAAGUCUUUCCAGUGUGGACACUGUACACUCUUAUUCAAAUCAAGGGUCUACCUUUUUGAACACCUCAACAAGGUGCACGGCCUCGAUGUAGAUGUUGCUCUCAGAGAUGCUGGUUUAAAAUCCAGUGGGACUAACAAUACCAGCACUGACAAUGAUAGCAACAGUUCAGGAAUGGGAUGUGAAUGGGAUGCUUCAAAAGAACAGGAGAAACGGUGUGAAAAAAACGUGAUAGAAAAUCAAAUCAGGUCUGAAAACCCAGAGACCAGUAUUCAUUUGACUGACCAGGACAAAAACAACGACCAAGCUGCCAUAGCAAAAGAGAUUUCCUCCGUUAUUUCAGUUCUGCCUACCUCAAAAACUAAAUGCAUUAUCAGCUCAUCAAAGGAUCUGAAAACGUACAAGAGGCCAUUGCAAGUCAUCACUAAGUACUUCACAGUUUUACCUGCAUCAAAUAGAAAACCUCCAAUCAACUUAGCUGACAGCCCAGUGCUUUUUGGUAGCACCAAAGAAACCCUGAUACUGCAAGAAUCUCCUACAGACUACAGUCCACACAGUAGUGGUGUGUUCAAAGUCACUGCAAAGCCCACAAUAGAUCUGUCUGACAGAUCUUCUAAUAACCAUUUUUUACUAGAUGACAGCUUGCUAGUUAGUGACCUGAGUUCACAGAAGCCCAAGGAAGAAUUCAAGAGGACCACUAAUGAAAGCUCAAAUUGUCCUCCAGCUAAAAAAGCAAAGUCUGACGAAGAAAAUACGAAGGGAAAGAGAGAUAAAGCAAACACAAUUAAACAACCAUCAUUUGAAUUUAGCGAAGAUGAAGAAGAAAAGAAGGGAAAUCUUGUUAAUGGAGACAUGGGAAGCCGGCAAGUUUAUUUUUGUAAGCACUGUGACUACAGUGACGUGCGCAUGAGAAAUAUAUCAGCCCAUUAUCAGAACAACCACCCUUAUGUGCGAUAUAACGCUGUCUACAUUCGGGAUCCAAGUGACCAGAGUGCUACCUUUCGUUGCCUGGAGUGUCCAGUUGAGUUUUUAAGUGUAGCUGACCUCCGUAGACACUACACUGAAAAACACCCAGAGGCUCCAAAUAUAUUCAUGAUGCAGUCAUGUGAAUUCCGUUUGGUUUACAAAUGUUUUGUGUGUCCGUUUACCACCACUGGGUUGAAGGUAAUGGAAGGACAUUACAAGCAAAGUCACCCAUCACAUAAAGUGGAUAGUCCCUUGAUGUACUGCAAGUAUUCUGCAACCAAAUACCAAGAGGCACCAUCGCAGUUGAUAACAUGUGAAAAAGCACUCAGCCCACAAGAUCCUGAGAGUUCCUGUACACCAUGUAAGGAGGUUAAAAAUGAACCCUCACCCAAACCUACCACCUCCAAAGGAGCUGACGUGACAUUGUAUCAUUGCAACAAGUGCGAAUUUAGUCAUAAGUCAGUUGUUGUCAUGCAUGUUCACUAUCAGAAAAACCACCCAGAUGAAGCAGUCACUAUAGACAAGAUCAAACAGUCUGCUCAUGUUAAGUCACAUACAACAUCACAGAUGGUGACUGAUAGGUUGUCAAACUCUGUGACAGUAGAAGAACCUACACCUCAGAAGAACACAUCAUAUUCCUCUGUGAAAGAAACAAGAAACGAAGCUGACACAGUUUCACAGGAAAAGAUGUCAUUUCCCUUGGGAAAUCCUAAGGACAAACCUGAAACCUCUAAGACUCAUCCAGAGUCUCUGAAAACUAAGGAAAUAACAUUUUCUGAGGACAGAAGUAAAGGAAUGAACUUGCCUACUGAACAUAGUGGAUCGUCUACUGGAAUGGACAAUUUAUCCAGCAGUUCACCAAAUAUAUUGUUUUACUGCCAGAUCUGCAGUUAUUCAAGCACAAACGUCAGGAGCGUUGUUGGUCAUCAUAAUGCAAAACAUACUACUAAUGCACCAACAGAUUUUGAAAAGGUUAUGCGCUACAGUGCUAAGAUGCAGAAAAACAAACUACAAAGUGAAACUAAAGCUAAAUUGUCUGAUUCUAAACCUGAACAAGUUGAGGUAUGUAGUAAAAAAGAAGUUAAACAUAAAGAGAAUGUGGCAGCAGAUGCUUCGGUGACGACUACAUUUAAUCCUUAUGCAUGUGCAGAAAAAUUGUUUUACUGCCAAAAGUGCAACUAUGGAAAUGUAUCUGUAUUUGGUGUAUUGAGCCAUCAAUCCAAAGUUCACCAAAGCAUUAAUUCCAGCAGAGAAUCUAUUAUUGAACACACAACUUUGAUGCAUGAUCAAAUUGAAAAAUCAAAAUCUCAAGCAAAGGAGUUAGACUUUACUACACAUCUACCUCUUCCUCUUAUCAACGAGGCUGAUGGAGAUAUGUUUUUCUGCCACUUUUGUAACUAUAGACAGAAUUCUGUCAAGCAGGUGCUGCGCCAUUACUUGAAAAAACACCGUGGAUUUGUUGUUGGUGGCGAACAAGUCCGUCUGUAUACUUCUAUGGUUUUCAAACAGACAGGAAAUGAAAAGAAGAAACUUGUUUCAGCAUCACCCUCAACAGAGGCCUCCCAAACACAGAGGACCCUUCAGUGCCAGAGAUGCACAUACAAAACUCAAUAUGUGUAUCUUUUGAAGAGGCAUUUACAGAAAAUCCACAAGUCAAGUCACUCCGUCACAGAUGUUUUAAGAGUAUGUUUUAAACAAGGAACUUUACAGACAGGGUAUCACUGCGAAAUGUGUGUUUUCUCUCACAAAGAAGCAGCAGCUGUCUACGAACACUACCAGGAACAACACCCAGGACAUAGACCAAGCCUUGAGUAUGUGACCACUCAGUUGUAUGUCGGUCCCAAAACAUGCAUUUCUAAAAAGAAGAAACCACAAAGAAAGCACACCGAUAGUAUUAGUGAAGGUGAUGACACUGAUGGCAGCAUACCAUCUCAAGAUGAAACCAAGACUUACUCGUGCAGAGCAUGUUCAUUUAAAAGUAGCUCAAUGUCAGUUAUUACACGCCACUAUCGGGCUGUUCAUCCUUGGGCUGUAAAAGAAGAUGGCUCAGUCUUAGAUGUCAUCAGCGGCAAGAAGCAGAGUGUCAUCAGGCAGGUGGAAGACCAGAGUGAAAUUCCUGUGACAUUUGAGACCUACCAAGUGCCUCUUGAAUUUGACAAUGCACAGGAUUCAUCACAUGAAGCAACAGAAAAAUUCAAGUGCCAUUUAUGCCCUGCUAAGUUUCCUACCCAACGCAGCCUCAACAUUCACUGUGGAAUGAAACACCAAGAAGAUGUAACUGAAAAUUUAGACGAACAGCAAGGAGAGUCAGAGCAACUCCAAACACGACUGCAUGUCUUUAAGUGUCCACAUUGUACCUACGUGAAUACCAGUUAUCACGGAGUUCUCACUCACUGCCAGAUGAAGCAUCCUGCUCUUGAAUCCAGAGCAGACAGUCUUUAUGUGGAUGAAGCACGUUCACACAACUGUUUGAAAAGAAAUGGUCCUGAUUUGAGACUGAGUGGGUACAUGUGUAAAACCUGCCCACACAUCUAUGCAACGCUGGAGAAGCUGAACAAGCACUGCGAGAGGGACCAUAAUGGUACAGUGACAAACGCACCCAUAUCAGCUGGGACUAAGAAAAAUCAAUACAAGAGCCACAGCGUUCAGGGAUCUAAAGUAUCGAAAGCUUCCUUUUUAAGUAAGAAAUUAAGGUGCCAGCACUGUUCUUAUACUUGCAGCACAAAACUUGGGAUUGCUCGACAUGUGCAUUUUCAUCACAACAACUCAUCCAUUUCACAUUCUCGGGAUUCUUUAUUCAGAUGCACCCUGUGUUCUAGGACCUAUUUUAGGAAAAAGCGUCUUGGAAACCAUUACAUCAACAAACAUGGAAAGGAAAGCUUCUUAAAAUACUAUCUACCAGUAUACAAGCAGGGCCAUGAGAAGCCAGCGGCAAUAGUUCCUGAUCACCCUUCAACUCAACAACCAGAAAACUCUUCUGAAGCAAGGCAAUCUAACGCGACUGCAGAGAAAAACAAAGUAUUAGUCUACAAAUGUCCAAAUUGUCCCUAUGUGAAUGCCAGCUACCAUGGCACUCUCACUCACUGCCAAAUGAGGCAUCCCGACCUCAUAGCCAGGGCAGAUGAACUUCAAACACAUGAAAUACUUUCAACCAACAUGGUCAGUUGUAAAGUCGGAAAAUCUUCUAAUGAAAGAGGAUACUUGUGUGCAAAAUGUCCACAAAUUCAUGCAUCAGUGAAGAAACUCAAAAUCCACUGUGCGAGGGACCACAGUCGAGCUCAGGCAGACACAUCUGAGCAUUCAAUUGAAACAGAAACUGAACAACCUGAUGACGACUCAGUAUUGGAGGCUGACUCCACAGCAAUUGGUCUGAGUCCCGAGUUGGGCAGUCCAGAGACAUGUCAAACAAGCCCACCAAUAGUAAAGAACAAGGAAACACUGUACAAGUGCCACAUCUGUAACUAUAUGGGAAUGCGCCGAAGAUACCUGUAUAGUCACUACAAAAAGACACAUAAAUUUGAUGCAAUUGCCACAUGCAAAUUGCUACAGAGAUAUAACAAAGAUAAACGCAACCAGGCCGUCAAUCUGCCGGAAUCUGAGGAAAGUGCAGAUGUCAAAUGUAAGAUGUGUCCAAACUUAAAGUUUGACUCAUCUCAGCUGCUUAUUGACCACUAUAGUGCUUUUCACAGCUCAGAUUGCAUAUCAGAUUUCACUGUGUUAUCACAAGCAUCAAAGAGGACCACAGGACUUUACAAAUGUGCCCACUGCAUGAAACAAAUGAACGGAAUAAAAAAGCUUUGUUACCAUCUGGAUCGGCAUAGAGAAAAAAAGAUGGCAGAGGCGGCAAAGACAAAGGCAUCAUCUGUCAUUGAGCCAUCACCAGAGGCUGAAACCACAGAACUCUGUAGGGAAGAUGAAAUGCCCAUGUUAGAAACUGUGGAAGAACUAACCCAGUGGAACGUGGCGCCAGUAGCGACCUUAAAUUUGCCACCAAGUCCUCUGUCAUCGCAUUCAAAGCCCACUGACCUGGAGGAACCAGAGCAAAAAUCAAGAGAACACACUUGCAAACAGUGUGAGCGGACAUUCAUGUCGCUGAGGGGUUUGCGUUCGCAUGAGCGCAGCCAUGCAGCCCUGGCAUCCAUCAAGAAACUGAACAAUCUGUCUACCUCAGCGUUAAAGCACAACGUUAAGAAAUACCUCCUCUACAAAGCUGGGACUAUUCGGCCUUUCUUAUGUAGCGUCUGUUCCUUUCGGACGACUGUCAUGGACCUGUGGAAGUGUCAUUUUAUGAAAAAACACCAAGAUGUCAUUAUGGAUCUGGCUGAGACUGACAACAUAGAUGAGGAGAGCUUUCAGCAGUCUGACAGGGAGGCCCAGAAUUCACCAGAGGAGCUGAACAAUUUUUCUGAACUUGAUGAAGAACUGGAAAUUGCUGAGAGAUCGCUGUAUUUGGAGCCCCCAGAUGUGCAGAGGCAGUUGAACCACUACAACUUAAUGGCACAGGCUAGUGCUGCAUCAAAAGCAAAUGUGCAAGCAUCCAAGUUACCUGAGAACAGUCUGCUUCACUGUGAAAUGUGCAAUUUCAACACUGGACACCUGUCAAGUAUGCGACGACACUACCUUAAUCGCCACGGAAAGAAGAUCCUCAGGUGUAAAGACUGCAACUUUUUCACUGGUUUAAGGAAAACUCUGGAAUUGCACAUUGAGACUGGUCACUCUACCUUCCAGUCAGAACCUACUCAUCAGAAAGACCUCUGCUGCCCUUUCUGCCUCUACCAGACCAAAAACAAGAAUAACAUGAUCGAUCACAUUGUCUUGCAUCGUGAGGAACGUGUUGUGCCUAUAGAGGUGAGUCGACCGAAGCUGUCCCGUUACCUUCAAGGCAUCGUAUUCCGCUGUCACAAAUGCACUUUCACAAGCGGCACUGCUGAAAACCUGUGUCUGCACAUGAUGAGGCACAAUGACAUCAAACCAUACAAGUGUCGGCUGUGCUACUUUGACUGCACGCAGCUGAGCGACUUGGAGGCACACCUGAGUGACAAGCAUCAGGUUUUGAGGAAUCAUGAGCUUGUGGGUCAGGUCAGCCUCGAUCAGCUAGAGGCAAGGGUUUGCACAGUGCCAGAAGAGGAAGUGGAACCUUCGUCUAACUUGGAGCGCCACAACAACAGCGAGGAUGCAAAAAUAGAGGGGAUUGACGGUAAAGAAGUUCCUCUUGAGCCUCAAGUUAAGAACCUGGAAGAAAAUCACAUUGGAAAAAAUACUACACUACAGAUUGUGGAAGUAUAUCAGAACCAAGGGCCAGAUGGCACGAAUGGAAAUGAAGAAAGCUCUUUAUUAGACCUUCAGUGUGAGAAUACAAAACUAAACACUGCUGUCCAAGAGAAGCAUGAGCAGGAACCACAAGAACAUACAGACAGUGCAAGAGGACAGGAGAUAGAAAAUAUAGCAGAACAAAAAAAUGGAGAAGAGAGCAAUGCAGCAAUCCAACAUGAGAAAUACAGUUGUCCAGAAAAAGAGACGCAGACAAAUGAGAAGCAAGACCAACCGAAAUUCAGAGAUGGUGAGGAUGGUGACGACAGUAAAACUUUCACACAACAAAAAGAGGAGGCAGCCGAACAGACCUCAACAUCGCAUCAUAAAAGAGCUGAGCAGGCACAGGCCCACAAGCUACAUAUUAAAGCGCUAACGCAAAGAAAACUGAAUGUUGACGCUAGAGUAGAAGAUGAUAUACUUCGUCAUAUCCUAUUGCUUGAUGACGAUGGCAGCAGGAUACACAGGAAGGCAAAUCAGGAUAGAAGGGUUAAGGUAAAGCAGAACAUUGAGUCUGAGGUUGUAGAUAACACAGAGGGCAUUUCAACAUCUGCAAAGACAAAUUUUUGGCAGGCAAAUAACAUCAAUGCUCAAGAGUGUUUGAAGGUUGAUAAGCUUUUGCUAACUCAUACACCUAGGUGUGGACCACUCAAGAUAAGCCAUAAGGAGAUCUUAGGUGUCACAUUUACAAACUGCAAAGAGGAACAAGUGCAAAAUCAGAAAAACUGUGAGGAGGUACAAGACCCCUAUGGGGAAAUGCCAGUACUUGAGAAUGAAUAUCUCAAAGAAGAAAUGCAAACUCAUAGUUGUUCCGAGGAAGAUCAGAGUGUUCAUCUUGAGCUAAAGGAGGACAAAAAGGAUGAGAUGAUUGCUAAAGAUGAUGACCAUCAGGAGGGUGAUGGAGUAACGGAAGCUGAGAAUCCACAUGUGCCCAACGGUGCAACCACUAAUCGAGUAACAGUGGAAGAGAAACGGUUUACUUGUGAGUUUUGUGGACGAAACCUCACAAACAGUUCUGAAUUGGAGCGCCACAUCCUUCGUCAUAGAAUAUGAAGUUUUUCUGUUAUGGACAGUAAAGUGGGCUUCCACUGUUGAUUUUAUGUGGUGGGCUAGAUUUUCUUUUCACAAAAUGUUCCAUACUUUCUUACUGUACUGUGUAUUUUGGAACAGCCAGGUUCCAAAUCCAUUUUACAUUGUUUUGUAGAUUUUAAAUGUUUUCUAACGAAAUGUUUUUAUGAUACAGCUGUAGGAUUAACUUUGCGAUUUAAUAAAUCAAACUUGAGAACCAAUACAGUGAUUGUAUAAAGUGUGACACAUUGUCAUCAAAAUCUUAUUUAGAUUUGUUUUGUUUAAAUGUAUUAAUGGAUAUCUGUGUUUACCGUUUUAUUCUUUUUAAGAAAUGAAUUCAUUAUUACUGUAAAUGUAAAAAUCUUAACACUGUGAACUACUGUUACAUAUACAUUUGUAUCAAACAUUUCUGUUUAGUACCUAGACCAUUUCAGACCAACUUUAAAAUCUAUGAUUGUGGAAAAGCUUGUGCUGCUUUUAGGUACGUCAACAUGAGUUGUUGUGUACCUCACCAGUGAGCAAAUAAAUGCGUUCACUUAUUUCUAUAAUGGCUUUUCUUUAUGUUGAUAAUAAACUUUUGUUUACUUUCUGACUUUUUUUGUCGCAUUCAUUGCAUGCAUCAUUUACUUUUGUUGUAAAUAAACUGAAUGUGUUAUUGCCACACUUUGUAUCUUUCCUGUGUCAUUAUGCUGUAGAGAUAUCUGUAUAGAUCAUAUCAAAAAUAAAUUGUAAAAAACAAGCCAUGUUGGCAGCAUGUGGGAGCAAAGAAGUUAAUCAUGCACAUAUCUUAUGGGUGUGCCCUAAGUUGCGCUCCUUCUAGGAUGGUGUUGGUGCUAUAAUUAAAUAUGUUUUGGGGUAUUAAAUGAAUGCAAAACUAUGUACCUUGCAAAUGUAACUGAAUGUGUAACUGGAAAUGAUAGAUAUAUAGUCAAGAUACUACUAAUUGCAACUAAGAAGGCAAUAACAAGGAAGACUGGCACAAGACUGAAUCUCCAACCAUAGAACAAUGGCUCGAUCUAUUGUAUGGAAAAAAUUACCUGCCAACUUCAACUGAAGGAUAAUGUCUCUGCUACUAAAUGGGGGGGGAAAACUGGUGUUGCGUGACAUAACGAAAAACAUGUAUGCACUGAAUACUGUCUGAACCAAAGGAACCUGAUUUGUAUUCAACUGUACAGACUAUGGAUACCUGCAGCCAUGACUGUUUGUAUUUAUAUUUUCUGAUCUUUCUCUGUUGUCUCUUUUCUCAUUGUAUGUAUGAUCAAAAACUUAAUAAACAUUACAGUUU
Molecule: messenger RNA, 8916 nt
Organism: Larimichthys crocea (large yellow croaker)
Lineage: Eukaryota; Metazoa; Chordata; Actinopteri; Sciaenidae
Product: zinc finger protein 462
Exons: 11
Coding region: 231-7616 (2461 amino acids)
Biological process (GO): positive regulation of transcription by RNA polymerase II
Cellular component (GO): nucleus
Source: RefSeq, a predicted model, not a curated record